Molecule: messenger RNA, 2728 nt
Organism: Pyrus x bretschneideri (Chinese white pear)
Lineage: Eukaryota; Viridiplantae; Streptophyta; Magnoliopsida; Rosales; Rosaceae
Product: transcription factor SRM1
Exons: 5
Coding region: 1362-2234 (290 amino acids)
Molecular function (GO): DNA binding
Source: RefSeq, a predicted model, not a curated record
GAUAUUAAUGGGAAUGGGAAUUGUAGGUGUGUGAAAUUGCAAGUUGAGUUGGAGAGUUGGGAGAGUUGAGAUCGUAUGUAUGUAUGUAUGUAUGUAUGUAUAUUUCAAUCCCAGCUGUGGAUGGAUGUGCAAAGGUAGGUAGUAGCUGUUGGGUGAUGAGACCAAGCGGAGUGGAGUGGAGUGGACCAUCCUCAGACUGAUGGAUUCCUCCUUCUACAGUCGCCUCUCUAGAUAUUUCGAUUCAGGAUAAUCCAUCCACAUCAUCCAUUCAUGCAUUCUUUUAAUUCCUUGCUUUGUAAAUUCCAACUUCUUUUCGGGGCUUUUUCUCAAACAGCCCUCCCUUUUUGUUUUCUUUCGAUAGAUGGUUUUAACCAUUAUUUUAUUUCUGUUUUGGGUUCAUCUAAAUUUCUGGUCUGGAUGCUUUCUCUCUCUCCCAGUUUAUUUGCUGUUAUCAGGCUGCUAGCCUGCUUCUAUUUCUCUUAGUGUUUGUAAAUGUGUAUGCUGAUGUAAACUCUGCAGUAAAAUAUGCAAUCAUAGUAAAUUCCCCUUACCUUCUUUUGUCAAUCUUCACUUUUUGGUAAAAUACUGACAAAUACGUACACGCACAUGCACACGCACAGAGGAGGGGAGGAGAGAGAAGGGGAGAACAAGAGGUGAAACAAGCAAGGUGGCUCGCGUACUCAAGGGUUUUACAGCAUUUUGCUGGUUACUAUUAUCGCUAUUGUGAGUGGAACAAUGAUUGGGAAAAAAAGGAUGUACAGGGAUUGGGGAAGGAGUGAUGAUAUGGAUUAUGGUGGUUUUAUUGUUUGCUUAAAUAGAGGGAUAAGAAUGCUGUGAAAAUUGAGUUUGAAAAGAGUGGGUCGCUUGAGAAUAGCAUAUAACUCCUUGUGGGCCUGCGCUGUUAAAACUGUUGAUAUCCCUAUCAGUGGUGGUGGGGAUGGGGCUGCUGCUCAGAAACUGGGAUUUUUGCUUUCUUACAUUUCAAAGACUUGAAGGUUUUUUCCUCUCUGUUUGGUUAUUUCGUGGUCUGUUUCAUAUUUCACAGAGUCACCAACUCAGAAAACUCCAAUUCUUGAAUUGUGGAGCAAAUCGCCAUUGAAAUCUUAACUGAGUUUCUCUUGCUUAGCGUCUUACGCUCCGUUUCCUGUAAUUUAGCCCGCCAUCAAAGAAGUUGUUAGCUGUAAGUUGUAACCAACUAUUGAAAUCAUUUAGAUCCAAUUCCCAAGAACAAUUGUAGAUUCUUGAUAGUCUGAGACUCGGUGACUGGUGCAGCAUAAAUUGUGGAGGAGGUUGCUAUAUUUAUUCUACUCUUCUUCCAGUGUGAAAUAUUUGGAUAGUGGAGUCAAACAGAGAUUAGACAGAUGACUGUGGAGGAAGUGGUCAGUAGCUCCUUAUGGACUCGAGAGCAGGAUAAGUCAUUUGAGAAUGCCCUUGCAACUUAUCCUGAGGAUUCUUCAGAUCGGUGGGAGAAAAUUGUAGCUGAUGUACAUGGGAAAACCCUAGAGGAGAUAAAACAUCAUUAUGACCUCUUACUUGAGGAUUUAACCCAGAUCGAAGCUGGUGUUGUGCCGCUGCCUUGCUACAAUUCUUCAGAGGGUUCAACUAGCCAUGCCAGUGAUGAAGGAACCAAUAAGAAAGGUGGACAUUCUGGAAACUAUAGCAGUGAAUCUAAUCAGGGAAGUAAGGCUUCAAGGGCAGAUCAGGAACGCCGAAAGGGGAUUGCUUGGACAGAGGAUGAGCACAGGCUAUUUCUUCUUGGCUUGGAAAAAUAUGGGAAAGGUGACUGGCGAAGUAUAUCUCGGAACUUUGUGGUAACAAGAACUCCUACGCAAGUGGCAAGCCACGCACAAAAGUAUUUUAUACGCUUGAAUUCAAUGAACAAGGACAGGAGGCGAUCAAGCAUUCAUGACAUCACCAGUGUCAACAAUGGAGAAAUUUCAGCAGCUCAAGGGCCGAUCACUGGUCAGGCAAAUGGUGCCGCAGUAGGUUCCUCUGGCAAGUCCCCCAAACAAUCUCCUGCUGGGCCCCCAGGGGUUGGCAUGUACGGUGCACCGAGUAUAGGGCAGCCAAUUGGAGGACCCCUUGUCUCAGCUGUUGGCACACCUGUGAAUCUCCCUGCUCCCCCGCACAUGACAUAUGGCGUUAGAGCCCCGGUACCUGGAGGAGUUGUUCCUGGUGCACCAAUGAGCAUGGUUCCGAUGACAUAUCCAAUGCCUCAUAGUUCGCAUAGGUAAUGUGAUAUAGAGCAGCAGCAGCUUCAGGAAUCAAAAUCAUCUAGUGUACAAAGAGGAGGAGAAAACUUAUAGCUUGUGCUCUUGGUUGGGGUUAAUUAGGAUCAUAGUGCUCCGAGCCUGAAUGUUUUACUUAUUGGCAAAGCACAAGUGCAAGUGGUAGGUGGAUGAUCUGUCGUUGCUUGUCUAUUCUUGUUGGAAUAAGCCAUUUAUUUGAUUGGGUGGGGGGCGAAGAAUGGCAUGAAUCUGUACAGGCAAAUUCUGAAACAGAUGAUGGCAUGGAAGCAAAGCAAUAUUUCUUUAGUGGCGAUUACAAGUCCAGUCUACUAGUGUAGCAUUCAAGGCAGUGACCCUUUUUACAUGUUAUACUAGCAUUGUCUCUGCUAUAAAAAUUUAUUUAUGUAAAAUCUUGUUUUCGGACUUGUUAGUGAUUGCCCAAAGUUUGUGAAUUGCGAGUUACAUUGAUGUGAAAAUAUGUUGGAAUUUUAUUUUUUCAA